Bacillus rossius redtenbacheri is the source of this 1525-nucleotide messenger RNA. Its product is annotated as L-threonine ammonia-lyase-like. Bases 123 to 1280 code for a protein of 385 amino acids. The record is from RefSeq and is a predicted model, not a curated record. Gene Ontology annotation, molecular function: threonine deaminase activity; L-serine ammonia-lyase activity. The transcript is spliced from 9 exons. Gene Ontology annotation, biological process: L-threonine catabolic process; L-serine catabolic process. Lineage: Eukaryota; Metazoa; Arthropoda; Insecta; Phasmatodea; Bacillidae.
AUAAAAAAAAAUUUUCUUUAGUAUGUAAUUACAAUUCAACAAAAUAUUUGGCCUAACACCGAAAAAUUUGCAAUAGACAUUUAGUUCAAUUUUUUUAUUAAAAGCUACAAUAUAAGUUAAAAAUGGAUACGAGUUCAAAAGGUCUAAUACUAAGGAUUGGAAUCGGAAAGGGAGCUGAAACAGAUGAUGCACCAUCGCAGCCGCAAGAACCACCAAAAUUUGAUAAGCUUGCUUACGAAGAGAUAGUCAAAUAUUACGGCGAGCUGAGACCAGAAAUACAGAAGACACCAUGUAAGCUUUCUCGUCUGUGUGAAGAACUUGAGAUGGAACUUUACUACAAGAAUGAGAUAGAAAAUUUUACUGGCAGCUUCAUGGAGCGCGCGGCCCGGGGCUCGCUGAUGAGCCUGUCGGAGGAGGAACGCGCGCGCGGGGUCGUCGCAGCGUCGUGGGGCAACUUCGGCGCCGGGCUGAGCUACCACGGCAAGCUACUGGGCACGCGCGUCAAGCUGUUCAUGCCCGAGACCACGUCCGCCUGCAAGGUGGACGCGUGCCGCGCGCACGGAGCCGAGGUGGAACUGCGUCCGGGCCUGCUCGCCGAGUGCGUCAAGCUCGCGAGGCGCGACGCCGAGCUGACGGGCGCCGUCUUCGCCCCCGGGUGCGACAGCAUCCCCUCCAUAGCGUCGUCGGGCACCAUCGGCAUGGAGAUCCUCGAGGACGUGCCCGCCGUGGAUGCCGUGCUGGUGCAGGUGGGCGGCGCCGGACUGCUGGCCGGCGUGGCCACCGCCAUCAAGCACGUGCGGCCCGACACGCAGAUCAUAGCCGUGGAGUCGGACGCGCAGCCCACCUUCUACGAGUCCAUGCGCAAGGGCGCGCCAGUAAGGGUCCCGGGCCGGCCCACGCUGGCCAGCGGGCUGGCGGUCGCCAGGAUCGGGCCCACCAGCUUCUACAACGCCAGGCGCUUCGUCGACAAGACGGUGAAGGUGUGCGAGGACAUGAUCGCGGACGCCAUGCGCACGUUGCUCAUGAGGGAGAAGAUGGUGGUGGAGGGUGCCGGGGCUGCCACGAUGGCGGCGCUCAUGCACUGCGGCCUGGCGGAGCUCAAGAAAAAGAAGGUGGUCAUCAUACUCACCGGCGGCAACGUGGACUUCUGCCAGCUGUGCCACGCGCUCGGGUGCGCCGGGGAGGACGUCCCGGCGGCGGCGGCGGCGGCGGCGGCGGGGGCGGCUCCGGGAGACGGCGACGACCACGGGGACGAAGAGGACGAGGACCAAGAGGGCUAGUCCCCCCCCCCCUUCCCACACCAUCCACCGCCUCCCCGGACGCCGCGGAAAAAACGAGCCGCGACGGAGACCAACCAGUCAAGGUUUCCAUCCAAUCAAAGCUCAAAAUCGCUUUUGGGGAAGUUUAGAAGAGUGGUGGCAAUGGAAAAGCCUAGGCAAAGACCGAAAUCCGCAAGCUAAAAGCCACAUAAAAAUCAAUUUGAAACAGUUAAAUUAAAAAUUAAAGGAAAGCUCCCAAUUGAAAA